Cladocopium goreaui is the source of this 1510-nucleotide messenger RNA. The record is from the annotation of a GenBank genome assembly. NCBI's taxonomy places the organism in Eukaryota, Dinophyceae, Suessiales, Symbiodiniaceae.
AGGGUGCCUACAGCUUCCAGUCCACAAAGGUGAUCGAGCUGUUUUUUGCGCCGUUGAUCCUGCUUGGGCUACUGCCAAGUCAAAUCGUUGGAUCAGUUGGAGGAGAAAUUUCAGACCGAACGUGUUGCUUUGGAAAAGAGUGAGACAGAGAAGAAACAUGCCUACGAGAUGCUGAUGAGGGACUGGAAGGCACAGCUGGCCACUGGAAAGAAGACCAAGGAGGACAAGUUGGCGGCCAAGCUGCGGAAGGAUCAAGUGAAGGCUGAGAAGUCCGCUGCCUUAGUGGAAGUCUCCAAGUUGAACGAGGAUGACAAGAAGUACCUGGCAGAUCUGAAGCAGACCUGUGAUCAGAAGGCCAGCGAUUUCAAGGAACGUCAACGGCUGCGGGGCGAGGAGCUUGCAGCCAUCGACAAAGCCUCCGAAGCCAUCCAGGGAACGGUGUUGAAGGUCGCGGACAAGAAAAGUUCGUCCAAGGGCACAUCGCUGGCGGCCUUGCGCUCUGACAGUGGUGGUGCCAAAAGAGAGCAGGCCAUUUCCCUGCUGAGAGAAAAGGCCGAGGAGCUGGACAGCAACAUGCUUUCGGCCCUGGUCUUGCGUGCCGAAGGCGACAGUUUGUCCAAGAUUCGCAAAAUGAUUUCGGACUUGGUGACACGUUUGCAGCAAGAGGCAGCUGCGGAUGCGGAGAAGGACGGUUGGUGCAAGAAGGAGCUUGCCACAAACGGUCAGACUCGGAGCAGUAAGAAGGACCUGGUGGACACGGUGCAGGGCGAGGUGAACCAGUUGAAAAUCGACAUCACCGAGCUGGGUGAUGACUUGGAAAGCUUACAGAAGGACAUUGCCAGCCUGGCGAAAGAUCGUGAAUCUGCGACGAAACUCCGCGAGAAUGAGAAGGUGGAGAAUAAGGCCACCAUCAAAGAUGCCCAGGAUGCGCAGAAGGCCAUUGCCCAGGCCACUGCUGCAUUGGAUAGUUUCUACUCAGGUGCCAAAGCGAAGGCAUCUCUUCUGCAAAAACCCGUUGAAGGAGCUCCAGAGAUCUUUGAGGAUAGCUACACUGGCAUGGACAGUGGUGGUGUCACUGCCCUUUUGGAGGUGCUACAAGCAGAUUUCGUCCGUAUGGAGAGUGAAACUGAAACGGCCGAGGCUCAGAGCCUUGGUGAAUACACGAAGUUCAUGUCCGAUUCGGCUGUGGAUAAGGCGUCCAAAGAGAAGGAGGUCGAGUUGAAGACUGCAUCAAAGACUGAGAAGACCAACGGUUUGACCACGAAGAAGAUCGACUUGAAAGAUGCCCAGAAGGCUUUGAAAGCCGCCACAGAGUACUUUGAGGAGCUUAAGGGGCAAUGCAUGAAACCUGUGAUGACCAGAGAAGAAAAGAUGGAGAAGCGAAAGCAGGAGAUCGAGUCCCUGAAAGAUGUCUUGGAAGUUCUCCAGGGCUGAGCGAAGCACGAAGCCGGCUGAUCGUCGCCGCGAAACCCACGUCUCGCGGUGGUUGCCAAAAGAGGGGCUGAGGUAG